Molecule: messenger RNA, 1053 nt
Organism: Exophiala aquamarina CBS 119918
Lineage: Eukaryota; Fungi; Ascomycota; Eurotiomycetes; Chaetothyriales; Herpotrichiellaceae
Exons: 3
Biological process (GO): positive regulation of transcription by RNA polymerase II
Cellular component (GO): nucleus
Molecular function (GO): DNA-binding transcription factor activity; transcription cis-regulatory region binding
Source: RefSeq, a predicted model, not a curated record
CUCGACCUUUUUGAUCCAGCCUGCACGUUUUCAACCAGCGUUCCGCAUCUUGCGAUCCGGAACGCGGGGUUGAUGAAUGCUAUCUUAGCAUUGUCGUGCUACCACCUCUCCCUUGUCCAAAAUUCUAGUAUCGAUGAGCGGCCCAGCCCAAACACUGCACUGCAAUACUACUACCAGACUCUGCAUUACGUUCAGAAAGCCAUGCGCUAUUCAACUUACCAAACUAGCCAUGAAUUGAUGGCGACAACUCUCAUUGUUUCCACGUAUGAGAUGUUGCGUGAAUCUCGCAAAGAUUGGGAGCGGCAUCUUCAAGGCGUGUUUUGGAUUCUGCGAUCUCGACAGAUCAAUGUAGAAAUAUCCGGGUUAGAGAGUACCACCUGGUGGGCGUGGCUGCGCCAAGAUAUAUGGGCUGCCUUCCGUGAGAAGAGGAGAACAUAUACAACCUGGACUCCCAAGAAAUCAUACUCAGAACUCACGGCGUAUGAAGUUGCCUCUCGGGCUGUAUGGAUUCUAGCUCAAGUUAUCAAUUUUUGCGCUCGUGAAUCCGACACAGAAUCCCAAUCCGCUAUCUCGAGCCAAUUUGAGACGGCGAGAGUUCUCCGAAAUAUGCUUCAUGAGUGGCGAUCUCAUCUGACAACUGCGUUCUCGCCGCUCCCAGCCCGAAAUCGUCCGGGGUCUGAGGGGUUCCAACCUCUUCUGAUACAUCCUCCCUGUUUUGGGCUUGCCAUGCAGAUUCAUCAUGUUUCUCAAAUCAUGAUACUCGUCCACGAGCCUAGUAACGGGGGCAUCGAAUUUUUCAAGCAACGUCAGAAGACUAUUCAGCGGAGCAUCGAGGUUGUUUGUGGUAUAGGAAUGACCUUGACCGAUGAUGCGUCAAGUCUUGUAUCGUCGCAGUGUCUUUUCAUCGCUGGCAUGUUCACACGUGAUAGUCAACAAAGAAAAUCCAUUCUUGAUAUGCUAGACUUAUGUCGACAGAGGUGUGGAUGGCCGACACAUCCAUUGGGGGCAGAACUAGAGCAGAUCUGGGACGAAUCUCACUUGUCCCCAAAGGAC